AUGGAUGAUUUGGAGCCCGACUUCCGUGUCCGUGUCUGGAGAUACACGUACAAAGUUGAGGGUCAUGGUGGUGAUCCCAUCCUUCUCAACUCACCACAAGAGUCCCCGGAUGAACGCCACGACACGCUUGUGCUUCGUCAGAUCAACUCGGACGCCGAAAACAAGGUGUGGGUUCAGGAACAGGCCGGUCAGCACUUCAAGAGGCACAGCGAUGCUCCCGAGGGUCCAUUAAUGGACGAUGCGCACGGCGUCAUUGUUCGAGAUGGGCAGGCCAAGAUGAUUCCAAGACAAGGGGAAAGGGCAGCAACCCACGAUUAUAAGCGAGGAGACCGGGUCUGGGUCGAACGAAGCCUCGUGCCAACGCAUAACAUCGAUAAUGACGAAAACCGAGUCCCCGUCAUUGACCUUGAGUCCCUUCGACUGUUCGAGCUGCCCUUUGACUACAUCUGCUUCGUUCCUCAACUCAGCAAGAGAAACGAAUCAGGCGAGCACCAUGCGGCAGCUGUUGGUUCUGUGCUCAACACCUUUCAGGGAAAGAAGAAAACCAAAGCCCGCAUCUACUUCUGCUGGAUGGCUGAGACACCAGAUAAGGUCUCAUAUGUGUGGUUGAAUAAGAAGGACAAGCAUGAUCUCGAGGAGAUGAGUUCUUACGCCAAGAUCCAAAACUUGGAACGGAAACGGCGCAUCUUUCGAAACCAGUGGCAGGCCUUGACGAAGAAGCUUGCUUUGUUGGGGCUGUUGAUGGGGGACGAGGUGGUCCCUGGAGCGGUUGACAGGCUCGAAUCCUCGAGCGACAGCGAUGCCGGGGAUCUCGACCUCUACUGGAGAACCGGCCCGACGGCGAGUAGCUGCUGCAACCUUGAUCCUUGCCCAGCUUUCAACGACCCAGACCUCGACCUUGUGGCGUCCUACAUUGGGGGCUACCAGUGGAUGGAACACUACCACGUGCAAGACGAUGAUCUGGAUGAGUGCCCUCGUGGUUUUGAGCACAAAGGCCACUGCGUCCUCCGCGAUAACCGGACGAGAUGUGCAUACGCAACUGAUCGAGUACCACACACGUGCUGCAAGCUUCGCGUGAAUCCCAUGCUCCCUGGACCGGACGGCGACCCAGACGACGUAACCUUGCCCCUGUGGGAGACAACGGCUGGGGAUGACUACUUUGUUGAUGCGACGAGGAACGUCCGGACAAGAAAGGAGCUUGAGGACCGCGACGAAAUCCCCCCACAGUUGUGGCAGGUGGAAAAGGAAGCAACGCGGCAGGAUUCGAUGGAAUCGGGAGAUGAGGCCGAGGACACCGAUGAAGACGAAGCUGAGGAGCUGGUGGACGACAACGCGAUGGACGAGGGCUCUAUAGAAGAGGACCCUAUGACUGAUGACUCUGUAGAUGGCGACUCUAUGGGGGAUGACUCUAUUGAGGACGAUUCCCUCGAGAGCAGCUCUAUAGAGGAGAAUACUACUUUUAUCGACGACACGAGAAACGAACCGACACGGCUACGAAACUCACCUCCUGACUCCCAAGACGACUAUGGAGAUACUGAGAUGAUGACGACGAACCCGCUUGAAGAAAUACAGCUGCCUCUGGGAUAUCCGCUCGUUCAGGCCCAUACACAACAGUAUGCUGAGCCAUUCUACCAACCGACAUACAAUAUGUUUCCUUACGAAUUCCCGCAAAACGACCCUUUCGGCCUCGCCCCCCCAUUUGAUCCAACAAAUAUGUUUGAUCCUCUGUAUCCAUAUGCGCCCCAGGAUCCUCCUGCCUGA
Molecule: messenger RNA, 1761 nt
Organism: Fusarium keratoplasticum
Lineage: Eukaryota; Fungi; Ascomycota; Sordariomycetes; Hypocreales; Nectriaceae
Exons: 2
Coding region: 1-1761 (586 amino acids)
Source: RefSeq, a predicted model, not a curated record